Messenger RNA from Thamnophis sirtalis, 2332 nucleotides. It is a transcript of the gene AIFM2, whose product is annotated as AIF family member 2, ferroptosis suppressor. Lineage: Eukaryota; Metazoa; Chordata; Lepidosauria; Squamata; Natricidae. The record is from RefSeq and is a predicted model, not a curated record. Gene Ontology annotation, biological process: apoptotic mitochondrial changes; positive regulation of apoptotic process. Gene Ontology annotation, cellular component: mitochondrion; cytoplasm. Gene Ontology annotation, molecular function: electron-transferring-flavoprotein dehydrogenase activity; flavin adenine dinucleotide binding.
UGCGAGUCAUUCCCGGAAGCUCCUCUCGUGGAGCAGUUUGGCCUCUCCGCACUUGGGUAAAGCGAGGACUCCGGAAAGAGCCCUGCGCGUGUCUUCCUUCUUUUUUGGGGGCGGCAAGGCAGCUUUUCUCUCCGUUUCUCCAGCGGAAGAUCGCGGGGGAGAAGCGCCCUUUCCUUCCAGCAGAGCAUCCUGAGCGGUGGAGAGAAAACGCGACGGAGCUGGGAAGCAGUCGCUGCUGUGUGAUUCAGGAUGGGAUCGAAGCUCUCUGUGGAUGAUUCUGUCCACGUGGUCAUAGUUGGAGGUGGCUUCGGAGGGAUAGAAGCUGCUCUCCUGCUGCAGGAUUGGGGGAUCCACUUCAUCCUGGUGGACAUGAGAGAUUCCUUCCACCACAAUGUGGCUGCUCUGCGGGCUUCUGUACAGAGUGGGUUUGCCAAAAAAACCUUUAUCUCUUUCUCGGAGACCUUCAAAGAAAGUUUCCAGCAGGGCAAAGUAGUCGGGAUUGAUCUGGAGAAACAUCAGGUCCUACUGAACGAUGGUAAAGUGCUUUCAUUUUCUCACCUGAUCCUGGCCACCGGGAGUGAAGGGCCUUUUCCUGGGAAAUUUAAUGAACUUGUUAAUAUGGAGAUGGCUAUUCAGGCUUAUGAGAACAUAGUCAAGGAGGUGGAAAAAGCUGAGCGGGUUGUCAUCGUAGGUGGUGGUUCUGCUGGGGUUGAAAUGGCUGCGGAAGUUAAGAUGACAUAUCCUAACAAAGAAGUCACACUCAUUCAUUCAAAAAUGGCAUUGGCAGAUGACGAACUUCUUCCCAGAGUCAGGGAGGCAGUGAAGGAGACUCUUACACAGGAGGGAGUGCAUCUCUUGUUGGAUGAGAAAGCUUCUAAUCUCCAAAUGCUGCCUUUAAACCAAUUCAAGGAGAACAUGAUUGUGAAGACUGAUAAAGGUGCAGAGGUUACUGCUGAUCUGGUCAUUCAAUGCACUGGAAUAAAAAUAAACUCUUCAGCAUACAGCAGCGCAUUCAGAGACCAGCUGGCAAAUAAUGGUGCUUUGAAAGUGAAUGACUACCUUCAGGUUGUGGGAUAUGACAACAUCUAUGCCAUUGGUGACUGCUCAGAUGUGAAAGAACCAAAGAUGGCAUAUCAUGCUCAGCUCCAUGCAAAUGUUGUGGUGACCAAUAUUAUCAACAGCCUGACCCAAAAGCCUCUGAAAGCCUAUAAACCAGGAUCGCUUACCUUCCUAAUCUCCCUGGGAAGUAAUGAUGGAGUGGGACAAAUCUGUGAAUACUAUGUAGGACAUCUUUUAGUGACUGUUCUCAAAAGUAAAGAUCUUUUCAUCUCAAAAAGUUGGAGGAAGAUGCGUCAGCAUAUGCCAUGCUAGGAAUGGAACUGCCAUAAACAAAAACAGAACUGAUGGUACCUGUGAUGAAUUAGAAAUGUGUAUUUUGCCCUAUUAAAUCAUAAUUACCUUUAGGAAACUAAGCACAAAACCUAGCUAUACAGUGCACACAUACUGGUGUGCUGUGCCCUGUAUAAGCACUCUUAAAUGUUCUUUAGCACUUUAAUUCAAAUGCUUAUGGGAAAAGAGUUAAUGAUGGGGAAAAAUACCAGUGCCCUCAAGGUUGAGAAAAUAGUAGAACUGUAACUAACACUGAAUAUACUAUUAAAGGGACUCUCUAUGCUAAACCAGCAUUCUGUAAAAUAUUAUUUAAUUUUUUCCUUCUUUCCUUCCCUUCAGUUCUUUCCUCUCCAUCAUUUAUUCAUGCCAAAUUCUCUAAUAUUUGCUUGUACUACUAAAGUUGAAGAGACCAAAGUCAGUGUUGCAGAGCUCCCCCUUCCUUUGGUAAAUACUAAUUGCAAUGUUGAAUUUGAGAAUAUUAACAGAACUGUCGUCUUCUUCCAAGAAACUUCUUAUUUCUGAAGCCACUUUAAAUUUUUAUGGAAACGAACAAGAAUAAUACGCUCAAGGUUAAAGUUUUAAAAAAGCAUGAUGCUAUUUUUUAUCAAAACAAAUAAGAUGAAAUAUUUUUCAGCAAUUACAGGUCAUUCUGGGAUAAAACAGUAAAGCACCAAGUGAGUCAAAAUUAUCUUCUCCAUCAUGGAACAUAGACACAACAUAAAGAUUUCUAACUACUAGUGGGAAAAUAAAGGGAAGCAAACAAUCCACAUUUUUCAACUGAUGGAUGCAUUGAAUUGUUUGCUACUCUAUAAUGAGAUUAUUUUUUUUUAAAAAAAAGAUCUAAACUAAAAUAACUUGAGACAUUAAAAUGUAGUGAACUGGGAAAAUAAUUUCUUGGGGAAGAUACAAAAUGUAGAGGGCCUAAAGCGUGAUAUAUCUGCAG